Messenger RNA from Jaculus jaculus (lesser Egyptian jerboa), 1521 nucleotides. RefSeq names its product ankyrin repeat, SAM and basic leucine zipper domain containing 1 (gene Asz1). The transcript has 13 exons. The record is from RefSeq and is a predicted model, not a curated record. The coding region runs from base 1 to 1521 and encodes 506 amino acids. Gene Ontology annotation, biological process: piRNA processing. Lineage: Eukaryota; Metazoa; Chordata; Mammalia; Rodentia; Dipodidae. Gene Ontology annotation, molecular function: protein binding. Gene Ontology annotation, cellular component: pi-body.
AUGUGUCUUCACGUCAAUCUUCCGGCAGCACGCUGCGUGUCCACCCCCACCCCCAGUGCGCAGGCGCGGGGAGAGCUGCUGGAGGGCAUGGCGGCCGAGGCUGGCGCGCCGCGCUGCUUCGUGUUGGCUGGUGGAGGCGAGAGCAGCGACAGCGAGGAUGACGGCUGGGAUAUUGGGUACCUCGACCGGGCCUCUCAGAGAUUCAAAAGGCCAUUACCAAUUGAAGAAAAGAAUGAAACAUUUAAAAAAGCACUGACCACGGGAGAUAUUUCCUUAGUGAAGGAGCUCCUGGAUUCUGGAAUUAGUGUAGAUUCCAGCUUUCGAUACGGAUGGACUCCUCUUAUGUAUGCUGCUAGCAUUGCCAAUGUAGAGCUGGUUCGGUUUCUUUUGGACAGAGGUGCUAAUGCAAGCUUUGAUAAGGAUAAGCUAACUGUUUUGAUAACUGCAUGUUCUGCUCAUGGCUCAGAGGAACAGGUCUUGAAGUGUGUAGAGCUGCUGCUUUCACGAAAUGCUGAUCCAAAUGUUGCUUGUAGGAGACUCAUGACACCAAUCAUGUAUGCUGCCAGGGAUGGUCACACACAGGUUGUUGCUCUCCUUGUUGCCCAUGGGGCAGAAGUUAAUGCCCAAGAUGAGAAUGGCUAUACCGCCUUAACAUGGGCAGCACAUCAAGGUCAUAAAAAUGUAAUUUUGAAGUUACUUGAACUAGGAGCUAAUAAAAUGCUACAGACCAAAGAUGGAAGGACACCAAGUGAGAUUGCAAAAAGAAAUAAACACUUUGAGAUCUUCAACUUUCUUUCUUUGACUCUAAAUCCAUUGGAAGGAAAACUUCAACAGCUAACAAAAGAAGAGACUAUUUGUAAACUAUUGUCAGCAGAUUCUGAUAAAGAAAAAGAUUCUAUAUUUAGUUCAUAUACAGCACUUGGAGAUCUGGAAAUAUUUUUACAUGGUCUUGGACUUGAACAUAUUACAGACGUAUUAAAGGAAAGAGAUAUAACUUUAAGACACCUUUUGUCUAUGAAAAAAGAUGAGCUUACAAAGAAUGGAAUUACCAGUAAAGAUCAGCAGAAAAUUCUGGCUGCUCUUAAAGAACUGGAGGUGGAAGAGAUAAAUUUUGGAGAGUUACCUGAAGUGGCAAAGUUGGAAAUCAGUGGUGAUGAGUUCCUCAGCUUCCUUCUGAAAUUAAAUAAACAAUGUGGCCAUCUAAUAACAGCUGUGCAGAAUAUCAUCACUGAGCUACCUGUAAACUCUCAUAAGAUAGUACUAGAAUGGGCUUCUCCCAGAAAUUUUACUUCAGUUUGUGAAGAACUAGUUAACAAUGUUGAAGAUUUGAGUGGUGAAGUCUGCAAACUGAAAGACUUAAUUCAGAAGAUGCAGAAUGACCGGGAAAGUGAUCCAACUCACAUACCAUUAUUAGAGGAAGUAUCUACAUGGAAGAGUAAAAUUGUGAAGAGGACAACUGUUACAGUAUGCGGAUUUGGGCUGUUGCUUUUCAUUUGCAAGCUAACUUUCCAGAAAAAAUAA